AUGCUCCGCAGGCUCUUCCUGCCGAUCCCGUGCAGUCAACACGUGAACAGUUUUGUAACCGCUGAUGUUGAUUUCAUCUGCGGGCAUUGUCCAAGUCUCUCCGAGGAGUAUGACGUCGCUUGUUGUGUAGAGGACGUCAUUCUCUAUCUGGCCGCGGUGCUUUGCAAAGAUCUGUAUAUUGUGAAACACAAACUGGAAAGCGGAAUGUUCUGUAAUUUGAAAUGGGGCUGA
Molecule: messenger RNA, 231 nt
Organism: Gongylonema pulchrum
Lineage: Eukaryota; Metazoa; Nematoda; Chromadorea; Rhabditida; Gongylonematidae
Source: the annotation of a GenBank genome assembly